GGGGUGGCUGCCUGCCCUCCCAGCCCCUGCCAAGCUCCACGUCUCCCCUAUAAAUCUGACACGAGAGGGGCCCUCCCUUCCCGCAGCGGAGGUGACAGGGGGCAGGUGGCUGAGGCUGGAGGCUGAACCCCGCUGACAGCCCGGGAUCCCGGCAGAGAGCACAGGGAUGAGAGUGGCCGUGGUGGGCGCGGGUGUCAGCGGGCUGGCAGCCACCAAGUGCUGCCUGGACGAGGGGCUGGAGCCCACCUGCUUCGAGCAGAGCCAGGACAUCGGGGGGCUCUGGCGCUACACGGAGCACAUCGAGGCCGGCCGGCCAAGCCUUUACCCGUCGGUCAUCAGCAACACCUCCAAGGAGAUGUCUGCCUUCUCCGACUUCCCCUUCCCAGAGCAUUUCCCCGUGUUCCUGCCCAACGCCCUGCUCCUGGACUACCUCCGGCGCUACGCUGAGCGCUUCAGCCUGCGGGAGCACAUCAAAUUUGGGACCACCGUUGUCAGCAUCCGUAAGCGCCCCGACUUUGCCACCACGGGCCAGUGGGACGUGGUCACGGAGGCGGGUGGGAAGCAGACGUCCGACGUCUUUGACGCCGUUAUGGUUUGCAGCGGCAAUUUCUGGGAGCCAUCCCUCCCCCUGCAGUGUUUUCCUGGCAUCGAGAGGUUUCGAGGGCAGUACUUCCACAGCCGGCAGUACAAGCAUCCUGAUGUGUUCCAGGGCAAGCGUGUCCUCGUGGUGGGCAUGGGCAACUCAGGAGUGGACAUCGCAGUGGAGGCCAGCCGUGUGGCUGCCAAGGUGAUCAUUAGCACCAGUCGAGGAGCCUGGCUGCUCAGCCGUGUGUUUGAGCACGGCUACCCGUGGGAUAUGAUUUUAAACACUCGCUUUAUGACCCUGAUCAAAACCAACCUCCCCGGACCCCUUUCGUGGUGGUUCAUUAAUUACAAGGUGAACCAGUGGUUCAACCAUGAAAACUAUGGACUUCAGCCAGAGAGGAGCUGGCUGGUGCGUGAGCCCGUGCUGAACGACGACCUCCCAAGCUACAUCCUGACAGGCAGGAUCACCAUCAAGCCGGGCGUGAAGGAGUUCAAGGACAACUCAGUCCUUUUCCACAACUGCCCCGAGGAGGAGCCCAUUGAUAUCGUUGUCUUCUGCACGGGCUACAACGUCUCCUUCCCCUUCCUGGAAGAAUCCGUGGUCAGGGUGGAAAACAAGCACGCAUCCCUCUACAAAUACGUGUUCCCAACCCACCUGCAGAAGCCCACCCUGGCUGUCCUUGGGCUGAUUAAGCCCCUCGGAUCCAUCACGCCCGUGGCAGAGAUGCAGGCACGCUGGGUGAGCCGUGUCUUCAAAGGCUUGUGUCAGUUGCCUUCCCAGUCCAUCAUGGAGAAGGAAGUAAAUGAGCAGAAGAAAAACAAAGUCCGAUGGUUUGGCCUGACCUUUGACAAAGUCCUCAAAACCGAGUGGCUGGUCUACCUGGACACGCUGGCCUCCUUCAUUGGUGCCAAGCCCAGCGUGCUGGGGCUGCUCUGCACAGACCCUUGGCUGGCCCUCACCAUCUUCUUUGGGCCCUGCUCCUCCUACCAGUUCCGACUGGGGGGUCCUGGGCGCUGGGAGGGGGCACGGCAGGCCAUCCUCACCCAGUGGGACCGCGUCCUAAAGCCCACAAGAACACGAGUCCCUGCUGGCUCCUCCAGCUCUUUCCCUUCUCUCCUGAUUGUGGUGGGAUUCCUUCUGCUCCUGGCUGCUGUGAUUUUUGGUUUCCAAUAGCAUUUAGAGCGUGUUUGUUUAUUGUUUGGGGGGUUUUUUUGGGUUGGUUUUUUUUUUGGCCUGAGGGAUGUUAGGUCAGACAGUGUGCCAGGGAACUGGGGAAAAGGAUUUCAGUAGAUGGCAACAAACUUUAAUCCGCAACCUGCAGCGUAAACCUCCCUCUGCUCCAGCUCAGCCCCAAGCACAGCUUUGCAGACCUCAUUAGCCAGGGGUGGCAGCCUUGCCCAAGUGUCUGUGGCCCCUCUGCUCCCCGGCCUGCUGCCAGGAGCAGAGCAGAGAUUGGUGGCAUAAUCGUGCCCGGAUCACACAAGACAGGAUGCAGCGAGGACAAGACCAGAAAAAGUGGCGGUGUGUCACAGGAGCAAAAGCGCCCAGGAAUUAUCUGGGCUGCCUACACAGGUCGGGCUGUCCCUUUCUCCAAACGCAAACACUGUGACCCCAAAAUCCCAGCUGGGAUUGAAUUGGUGCAUCUUUCCAGUGAAGGGGCGCUGGGUGGUUGUGGUGGUUUGUCACACGUGAGCCUGUGGGGCUGAGCACUCUGGGAUUGGCUUCCCUGCGCGCCCCACCACCGGAGAAUCCUGAGGCUUUGUUUUGUGCCUGG
This is a messenger RNA of Hirundo rustica (Barn swallow), 2360 nucleotides long. RefSeq names its product flavin containing dimethylaniline monoxygenase 1 (gene FMO1). Gene Ontology annotation, molecular function: N,N-dimethylaniline monooxygenase activity; NADP binding; flavin adenine dinucleotide binding. NCBI's taxonomy places the organism in Eukaryota, Metazoa, Chordata, Aves, Passeriformes, Hirundinidae. The transcript has 9 exons. The record is from RefSeq and is a predicted model, not a curated record. Bases 167 to 1759 code for a protein of 530 amino acids.